CACCACCGCUGACACCCACAACCGCGUUCUGCAAAAGCAACCCGCUGCAUCUACCUAGCACCUAGUAUCCUCCUGCCGGACGUCUCUGUCGAUACAACUACCCUCGCUCCUAACGAAACCCCAACCCAAAGCGACCGUGGCAACCCAGAACAAUGGCAAUCAUUUCCCCCAGUUUACAUAGCAGUAGUAGUAGUAAUCCUCAUGGGAAUUACUACGAAAUCAGCUCCAAUAUUCGCGCUAGCUGUUAUGCUGUGAAUACCUCCACGGCGGCAAUCCAGGGCUUCCAUUACUCCACUACGGGGGCUGGCGGGGUCGAUUGGCGUUCCUGAGGAGAGCUCGGGAAUGCCUUCCCCUCCACUGAGUCCCCCCCUCUCCGCCAGACACACUUCCGCCGCCAAGUCGAUAUCGGGCGAAAGGGCGCACGGAGGGGGGGCUGCAUACACCAUUACGGAAGAGUGUGAGAGACUCUUCUGCGAGACACUGCGGGCUGUUUUUCUAGGUGAGGGAAACUUGGCUCGUCAGGACUCGCUUGUGCUGGGUGUGCAAAAUCAAUAUUCAAAUACCAAUAUCAACGACUAUGGGGUUCAUGUACGUCGCCAUACGGAUACAAAGGAUGAAACUAUUACGGGGCUGGAUCUGUUUGAGGAAAAGAGGGGCUUGGUUGGCGAGUGGAUCGAGAUUUGGGACUAUGUUGGAGGGAAUAAGUUCCGAGGCUUUGUUGCCGAGAAGGAUGGGAGCAGCGAGAGGACUAUGUUCGUCUUUUUCGAUGGCAGUGUCAUUGGCGGCGAUCUCAAAGCUGGCCUGAUGGCCCUCCUUGAACUCUGCGACAUACCCUACUUUUCCUGCUCCCACCUUGUCGCUUGUCUCGACCGUCACACCGACCCCCGACCUCUGGACGCCCUAACCAAGGACCUUGGUUGGAUAGGCUUCCAGCUCACUACACUAAACGACUUCACGAGUGGGGACGAUAUCACCAGCAAUCAGUGGCUUUUCAUGGAUAUGGAUGUAUAGGCCGCUUCUUCUCCGACUUGCUUUCGAUUUUUCUCUAUUCGAUCAUUUCCUAUUCUAGUUUCCUCUCCUGCGUGGAGGGCCUUUGAAUCGUGAUAUAUCAAGUUAGUAAGGCUGGCGUCAAGAGUUCUAGUCAUACCUGCAUACAUUUUGCUGGUGUAAAUUGCGCAUCUUGUAAUGUGCAGGUCAUUACUUUCAGUGCCUGCUAACUUAAUCCUCUUGUACCUAUGACACUUAUCUGAGAAAGGAUAACCAAUACCGGCUCAAGUAGAUAGUUUUAUGCGAGGCAUUAUUAUCCAAA
This is a messenger RNA of Lindgomyces ingoldianus, 1309 nucleotides long. RefSeq lists its product as uncharacterized. Lineage: Eukaryota; Fungi; Ascomycota; Dothideomycetes; Pleosporales; Lindgomycetaceae. The record is from RefSeq and is a predicted model, not a curated record. The coding region runs from base 343 to 1011 and encodes 222 amino acids. The transcript has 3 exons. Gene Ontology annotation, biological process: positive regulation of protein catabolic process. Gene Ontology annotation, cellular component: nucleus; cytoplasm. Gene Ontology annotation, molecular function: ornithine decarboxylase inhibitor activity.